CUGUUUAGGUUUGCCGAUCAGGCGACGCCCACUGGAUGCAUGUUAUUGUGUCAUGAUAAUAAAAUAUAUGUGUUGCCCAAGCGAUAUCUCUGAAUGUGUUGUACGUGUAGGUACGUUGCUGACUAAUUAAAUAAUAAUUCCAAUAAUUUCGAUUUUCGAUUCGAUAAUUAUCGUGGGCGUCACGGCUCUGUCGAAUGUGCAAACACCGUCGGUUUUGACCAGGACACGUUACCCGUAACGUUAUCUCACCGUUGAUAAACGCUCAAAUGAAAUUCUGUUGCGGUCUACGACAUUAAAUCCUGCGGCGUUUUGAACAUCUUGUCUGGGAGUCGCACCGUACCACGAAUACCGACGAAAACGCACUAAAAUGGACAGUCACGGCAGGAAAGUGGUCGUAUGCGAUAAUGGAACCGGGGUGAGUGGUCAUAUCGAUAGCCUUAACUUAAUGCUAUUUAAUACAUACUCGUAUUGGCUAUCGACGUCUAAUAAACAAAUGUAGGUUAUUCACUGGCUUUUGAGUCUGCCAAAAAACGUUCCGUGGAACUUUGGUUCGGACAUGCCAUAAUGAACCACUUAAUCAGUAAUCAAAUUUUCGAUUUUUCUAUUUUAUGACCUAUUAAUUGGGUAGGUAUUACCCAACUAAUAGACGAAUUCGCGUAGAAUUGUCUAGUUGUGAUGGACACUAUCAAACUCUUAGAUAGUUUCUAUAGAUCGAAUACCUAGUUUUUAUUAGAUUAAUUUUCAUAUAGUUUUUAUUCGAAAAAUAUCAUUGUGCAUAAUUUAUGUGUGGAGGCAUGAUGCAACAUAUACUGUGCUCUUUGUGCUCUGCUGUUGUUAGUAUUAUUAUUCAAAUGUUUUUUUUUGUAAAUACAAAUACAUUAAUAAUAUAGGGUUGUAAAUGCCUAAAUAAAAACUAUUCAAAUAGUUUUUUGAAGUAUUUGACAGUAUAAGUAUUUAGAUAAGGAAAAAAUAUUCAAUAGUUCAUCCUAAUUGUCAAUGGUAUAAUUUAAAUAUACCCAUCACCGAUAUUUAGACAUUUUAUCAUAUUCAAAAGCCAUGUUUCCACUGACGAAAGAACACGAUAUCUAUAAUUGAAAACAUUGAUUAUGCUUUUGAUCCUAAUUUGAUCUACUCGUUUGAGUCCUUAAAGAACAUAAUAUUGUUUAGUUCUUGACGGUUUAACAAACUAUAGAAACAAAUCUUUUUUACAAAAAAUUGUAUAUGUAAUUAAUCAUAAUAACGCUCAUUUUAUUACUAGUAAAAGCCAAUUGAUAUUUUAUCUAAUUAGACUAUUCCACAAUAUUAUUUAAAUGUUUUCGUCAAUAUUUAUCUAUUCAACUCGUAAUAUUACAUUUCUAUUCCAGUUUGUUAAAUGUGGUUACGCUGGUUCAAAUUUCCCUGCUCACAUAUUUCCUUCUAUGGUUGGCCGACCAAUAAUUCGUGCACACAACAAAAUUGGCGAUAUUGAAGUUAAAGUAAGUAUUUAAAAAAUACCUACUAGCUACAAAUUAUAAUCAAAUAACUUAAAUUUAUUUUUAUUUUAGGAUUUGAUGAUUGGUGAUGAAGCUAGUCAAUUACGAUCCAUGUUAGAUGUCACUUAUCCAAUGGAAAAUGGCAUAGUGAGGUAUAGUUUUUUGUUAAUUUUUUUUAUUUAUAAAAGUUGAUUUAAUUAUUUGGCUUAAAUUUCAUAUUUAUAGAAAUUGGGAUGAUAUGUGUCAUGUUUGGGACUAUACUUUUGGCCCAAAAAAAAUGAAUAUUGAUCCAAAAGAGUGUAAAAUAAUGUUAACGGAACCUCCAAUGAAUCCAAUCAAAAAUAGAGAAAAAAUGAUUGAAGUUAUUAUCAUGAGAAUAUUAUAGAAUAUUGAGGGUUUUUUUUUUUAAAUUAUAUUUAUUUUGUUUAUUAAAUAGGUAAUGUUUGAAAAGUAUGAAUUUAAUGCUGUGUAUGUAGCAGUUCAAGCAAUACUGACGUUGUAUGCUCAAGGAUUAUUAAGUGGAGUAGUUGUAGAUUCUGGUGAUGGAGUAACACACAUUUGCCCUGUUUACGAAGAAUACGUGUUGCCACAUUUAACUCGAAGAUUGGAUAUUGCCGGUCGUGAUGUUACCAGAUACUUAAUUAAGGUAAUUAUUUAUAUAUCUAAUGUUUUGAUUUCUACCAAACUAUUGUGUUAAUUUAUUAUUUUAUUUUAUAGUUAUUACUAUUGAGAGGAUAUGCAUUCAAUCAUUCUGCUGAUUUUGAAACUGUUAGGAUGAUGAAAGAAAAAUUAUGUUAUGUUGCAUAUAACAUAGAGACUGAACAAAAGUUAGCUUUAGAAACUACUGUUUUAGUUCAGUCAUACACAGUAAGUGAUAUUUUUAUUUUAAUUACUUAUUUAAAAAUGAUAAUUAAAUUUUUUCAAUAUUCUAGUUACCGGAUGGACGAGUUAUUAAGGUAGGAGGCGAAAGAUUUGAAGCUUCUGAAGUGUUAUUUCAGCCUCAUUUAAUUAAUGUUGAAGGCCAAGGUUUGCAUAUUGAUUUCAUUAGUCUUAAAAAUUAAUUUUAUAAUAUAAUAGUAUAAUUUUUAAUUUAUUCAGAGUUUUACAAUUUUUUAACCAGAGAUCACUCACAUAUGUGUAUAUAAUGCGUGAUAUAAUUUCAUCAAAAAAUGAAUUCCAUUUUUUUUUUUUCCAAUUUGUAUUUAUUGCAUUAUAAACUAGACUGUAUGUUUUGAGGUCUUAUUCUUCCCCCCUCUUACAACAAAAAUAAUAUAAUUUUUACCAAAAUUUUAAGUUUUAAUUUAUAGCUGCUAAUUUAGCAUUAUAAAGUAUAAACAAAUGUACAGUAUAAGAGACCGGAUUUAUAUUCCACAAAAAGGCAUUUAAAAAUAUUUAAAAAAGUAAAAAUGAUAGAAGGAAUUUAAAGUUCCCCUUUAAUGGUUCUAAGUUAUUCAAUUAAAUUUCUUAACACUAUACAAAUGAUUAACACAAAAUGAUUUCUUUCAAAUAAAAUCAUAUGGAUUUUAUAAAAAAUAAAUUACUUUUUAUUAAUCAUUUUUAUGGUGUUGGAAAUAUGUAUUUAUAAAUUAAAUCCAUUGGAAGGGGAACUGUUAAACCUUACUAUUAUUUUUGCGUUUUCAUAUAUUUGAUAAUUGUUUUUUUUUUUUUUUUUAAAUAGAUUAUAAAGAAUAAUAAAGGAUAUAAAAUUAAAACUUCCAACCUGAUUAAAUUGUAUUUUUUAUCCUACAAUACAUAUUAUUAAAUAAGUUUAUUGCUAACAAUUCACAUGUUUUUCGAUUUCAAAAUGGAAGUAACUAUCAUGCAAUUUAAUCUUAUCCAAAAUUAUGGUGGGAUCAGUUUCAUAGAUAUAUAAACAAAGCAUCAGUAGACUGGGGAUUAUUUAUAAUUUAAUUGACAAUUCUAAAACUAAGUUAAAUGUUAGAUUUUUUCUAAGGGCUCAAGUUUUCCAGAGGUAAUGAAGGAUUCCGAUUGUAAUUUAUUAUUAAUUGUUUUUAAAUUAUAUUUUAAUAUUUUUGCGUUCUGUAGAAUGUAUGAUAACUUAGUUGUAUAAGUAAUAAAAUGAUUUUUAAUUGUUUUAUAUUAGUUACUAUUUCUUUAAAUCAAAUUCAUAAUUUAUUUACAAUUUUUGUUAUAUUUAAUUAUGUUAUUAUAUUACUGAUGCACAUGAUUUAAAUAUUAUUUAAUACAUAAACAAUAUUUUCAUUUUAGGUAUUGCUGAGUUAGUAUUCAAUACAAUUCAAACUGCUGAUAUUGAUAUGAGAACUGAAUUAUAUAAACACAUUGUACUCUCGGGUGGUUCAACUAUGUACCCUGGAUUGCCAUCAAGAUUAGAACGUGAAAUCAAACAGCUCUAUGUAGAACGAGUAUUGAAAAAUGAUACAACCACAUUAUCAGUAAAUAAUUAUAGCUAUAUAUUUUUGAAAUAGAUUUAUUUAAAGUUUUUUUUUUUUUUUUUUUAAUGAUUUUCAGAAACUAAAAAUACGAAUUGAAGAUCCUCCAUUGCGUAAAGACAUGGUAUUUAUUGGUGGAGCAGUUUUAGGAGAAGUAACAAAAGAUCGAGAAUCAUUUUGGUUAUCACGUGAAGAGUAUCUAGAAAGAGGAAUAUCUAUUUUGGAUAAGCUUGGACCUAGAGCUGGAUAAAUAAUUAGUCAGUAUUACCAUAUAACAUAUUGGCUAUAAUAUAUAAUAUAAAAUCAGUUAUUUAAAUUUAAAAAUUAUAUUUAUUACUUACUGUCUUAAAUAAAAAAAAAAUGCGCUUGUAUCUAAAAUUGACAUAAUUUUUACCAGAAAAUAAUAUUCUGUAGACAAUUAUACGGUUAGGAACGAAAAAUAAACAUUUUUAUAUAUUUAUCUUGUAAAAAUAUCUCCUCUCAAAUUAAAUUAUGUCUGAUUUUUAAUUAAAAUAAUAUAUUAAUGAUUUAUUAUUUUCUUAUAAUAUGAUAUUUUUUUUCACGUGAGCAUAUUAUAUGUUACUGUUAUAUUUUUAUUUUUAAAUUAUACUUAUAAUAAAAUCAUGCUGUAUAGCUUUUAAGAUAAUAUUAACCAAAAAUAUAGAAUUACUAUUUUACAAAAAUUUGUACUGUGUAAUUUAAUAUAGUUUGAUAUAAUUUGAUACAACCAGUACAUAAUUUUUGUCUGUAAUAAUACUGUAUUAUUCCUUUUUAAAUAUUUUUAUAUUAUUAUUAUUAUUUAUAUUUAUAUAUUUAUUAUGUUGAGCUCAUUGAUUAUAGUUCUAUAUAAACCUUUUGUAAACACAUUUAAUAUAAGUAGUAAGGUUCCAACCUUUUACUAAAGAUUAUAUUAUGCAGUAAAACCUCCUUAAAAUGAAAUACAACAGUUCUGCAUAACCUAUAUCCUGUAUAUUUUAGUAUAUUCUUUUAUAACAAAAAAAUUGGAUGGUAUCAAGCGGAUUCCCAUUUUAAGAAGGUUUUACUGCAAUAACCUAAAUAUACAAACUAUAAUCAAUGUUUUAAGUUAGACAUAUUUUAUUUUUAUCAAAUAUAUUAAUUUAGUGGGUUUAUUAAAUUUGUAAUUUCAUUUAUUUUAAUAAAAAUAAUUCAAUAAUAACAAAA
Molecule: messenger RNA, 5065 nt
Organism: Cinara cedri
Lineage: Eukaryota; Metazoa; Arthropoda; Insecta; Hemiptera; Aphididae
Source: the annotation of a GenBank genome assembly